Molecule: messenger RNA, 2373 nt
Organism: Cercocebus atys (sooty mangabey)
Lineage: Eukaryota; Metazoa; Chordata; Mammalia; Primates; Cercopithecidae
Product: 60S ribosomal protein L10-like
Exons: 1
Coding region: 1681-2289 (202 amino acids)
Biological process (GO): ribosomal large subunit assembly; translation
Cellular component (GO): ribosome; cytosolic large ribosomal subunit
Molecular function (GO): structural constituent of ribosome
Source: RefSeq, a predicted model, not a curated record
UUGGUUUAGUGUGCUGGUUUUGUGUUGGUUGGCCUCCAGCUAGGAGGUGGUGCUUUCAAGAGUGCAUCAGCUGUGUCCUCUAGAGAGGAUGCCAAGUUUCCCUAGGGAGAGCUGGUUAAGUAUUCAGAUUUCUCAGGCGGUGGGCAGGGCCACAGAACUCCCAAGAGAUUCUGACCUUGGUCUUUGGCUACCAGGGUGGGUAGAGAAAGACCACCAGGUAGAGGCAGGGAUAGGCGUGGCUGAACUCAGCCUCUCCUUGGGUGCGGCUUGCUGUGGCUGCUGUGGGGGAUGGGGGUGUGAUAUCCGGUCCAAUGGAGUUAUAUUCCCAGGGGGAUUAUGGCUGCUUCUGCUGAAUCAUACAGUUUGCCAGCAAGUGGGGGGAAAGUCAGCGGUCAUGGGCCUCAGCCUGCUCCCACACAGCCUGCAGUCCUAAAGGCCAGUGUCACUCCCACUGUGCCCCGCAACAGCAAUGAGUCUGUGUCAGGGCAACCAGUGACUAGGGCUGAGAACUUGUCCCAGACCACCAGCUUCCCCGCUGACAAAGCAAGCAGACUCAGUUUUUCGGUAUCUCAGGGGGCCUGCAGCAGUGAUCCAGUUUCUUCAAAGGGUCUGUGAAUUCUCUCAGCUAUCCUGGUAUGUUCCUGCAGUACUUCUUGGAGCAAAGGUUUACAGUUUGAGUCUCCACAGGCUGCUCUGUCCAUCUGAGCAGGAACUUCAAGCUAGUCCUGCCUCCUAUCUGCCAUCUUACCCCCGUGCAUUUAUCUGAAAUCAAAAUACUUCUAAUAAAAGUAUUACACUCUUAAUAUUCCAGUAUGAAAGUUCCUUUCUGCCCACAUUAGAAAUAAUGUGAAUCUUUACUAAUCUGAUAGGCAAAAAAAUCAUCUCUCAUCAUUGUUUCAGUAUCACUCAUUUUUGCGCUCUUCUGAAAUUUCAUCCUGUGGAUGUGACAUAAUCAAUUUUCACAACCCCAUGUUAUUCAGUGCGUUCCAGUAUUCCCUAUUAUCUACACGAUGUGGAUGGCAUUUUUUCAGAGUCUGUGUACUGGUAGUGGGUGUAAUCCAGGGCACAGUUCCCUUGGCUAUUUGCUCUGGUGAGCUGAAUGGGUCCCCUUGGAGUCCAACAACUAUGUUGACGGAAUUGUAAUACUGUGAUAACAGAAGCUGGUUGAUGUAGGAGUGUGUGUGUGUGUAUGUGUGUGUGCUGACAACCACAUUUCCCUUCACUUCCUUCUGGAUUCUUUGUGUCUUUGCAUCUCAUUUGGUUUCCCUUUCCAAAUUCAAGCCCAAAAGUGAAAACAGGGAAAUAUGAGGAUGGCAGUACUUGUAACCAGAUCUUUAUCAACAUUCUUCACUAAGUCCUGAAGAUAAACAUAUAAAAGGAAAUGCUAGCACAAAGGGUGUGAGCCUAUGUAGGCCUUGAUAAGUAUUGCUCUACAGACACUCAUAAAGUAGUGCCAUUUAGACUCCCCAAGUACAGGGAGGUGAGAAAGGCUAUAGAGGAAUGAAGAAAGUACUGACACUGACAAGGUACUGCAGAGGAAAGGCCCUGGACUCUGCGGUGGACACACAUAUUGGUCAUUUGUCUAUUUUUGGUUUUGUUGUCUUUUUAAGUCUUAGCCAUAAAAUUUUUGCCUAGAUCUCUCUUUCCCUUCGGCGCGCCACUGAGGAUCCUGGUGUCGCCAUGGGCCGCCGCCCCGCCCGUUAUUACCGGUAUUGUAAGAACAAGCCAUACCCAAAGUCUCGCUUCUGCCGAGGUGUCCCUGAUGCCAAGAUUCGCAUCUUUGACCUGGGGUGGAAGAAGGCAAAAGUGGAUGAGUUUCCGCUCUGUGGCCACAUGGUGUCAGAUGAAUAUGAGCAGCUGUCCUCUGAAGCCCUGGAGGCUGCCCGAAUUUGUGCCAAUAAGUACAUGGUAAAAAGGUGUGGCAAGGAUGGCUUCCAUAUCCGGGUGUGGCUCCAUCCCUUCCACGUCAUCCGCAUCAACAAGAUGUUGUCCUGUGCUGGGGCUGACAGGCUCCAAACAGGCCUGCGAGGUGCUUUUGGAAAGCCCCAGGGCACUCUGGCCAGGGUUUACAUUGGCCAAGUUAUCAUGUCCAUCCGCACCAAGCUGCAGAACAAGGAGCAUGUGAUUGAGGCCCUGCACGGGGCCAAGUUCAAGUUUCCUGGCCGCCAGAAGAUCCAUAUCUCAAAGAAGUGGGGCUUCACCAAGUUCAAUGCUGAUGAAUUUGAAGACAUGGUGGCUGAAAAGUGGCUCAUCCCAGAUGGCUCUACGUCCCCAAUCGUGGUCCUCUGAACAAAUGGCGGGCCCUGCACUCAUGAGGGCUUCCAAUAUGCUGCCCCCACUUAAUACUCACCAAUAAAUUCUACUUCCUGUCCA